CCCAAAUUAUUCGGUCAAAAUAAUUUCUUUUUAACAAGAAAUAUAUAAAAAUCUUGUCAGUAAAUAAGAUUAUCAAAAGUUGGCAGAAAUGAAUGUAAAUUUUCUCAAUCUCCUUCUCACAGUCAUCUUAGCGGUUUCUUUCGACACUGAAGCGCUUAGUCCUCACUACUACGACCAUACAUGUCCAAAAGCCGACCAAAUCGUCACCAAUGCAGUCAAGAAAGCCAUGGCAAAUGACAAAACUGUCCCUGCCGCGCUCUUGAGGAUGCAUUUCCACGAUUGCUUUGUCAGGGGAUGUGAUGCGUCAGUGCUAUUGGACUCGAAGGGAAAGAACAAAGCAGAGAAAGAUGGGCCUCCAAACAUCUCACUCCAUGCAUUUUAUGUCAUUGACAAUGCAAAGAAGGCAUUAGAAGAGCAAUGUCCUGGUGUCGUCUCGUGUGCCGAUAUCGUUUCACUCGCUGCAAGAGAUGCUGUCGCUCUCUCAGGAGGGCCUACAUGGAAAGUGCCAAAAGGGAGAAAAGAUGGAAGAGUAUCAAAGGCAAUAGAAACAAGACAACUACCAGCUCCUACUUUCAACAUCUCUCAGCUGCGGCAAAGUUUUGGCCAAAGAGGCCUUUCUAUGCACGAUCUUGUUGUUCUCUCUGGAGGACACACACUAGGAUUCGCCCAUUGCUCAUCAUUCCAGAAUAGGAUUCACAACUUCAACACACAAAAACAGGUUGACCCAACACUAAACCCAUCAUUCGCAGCCAGCUUGAAAGGAAUUUGCCCAGCCCAUAACAAGGCUAAGAACGCUGGAGCGACUAUGGAUGCAAGCACAACAGUAUUCGACAAUAUGUAUUACAAGAUGCUUAUGCAAGGUAAAUCGCUCUUUUCAUCCGACCAAGCACUUCUCACAAUACCAUCUACAAAGAAACUUGUGGCCAAGUACGCAAGUUCCAUGGAAGAGUACGAGAGGGCUUUUGUAAAAUCCAUGAUCAAGAUGAGUAGUAUCAGCGGGAAUGGUAAUGAGGUCAGGCUUGAUUGCAGGAGGGUCCGUUAGAAUCUCAGUCUUCGCAUUCAGCAAAAAGUUCUGCAUUUCAUGUCUUUUUCUAUCUUAAACAUUGAUUUCUUCUAUUUAGGCCUUUCUAAUGACCAAGGCCUCGUUCCUAUAUCAAAAUUAUGAUUCCCUUCGGUGUGAUUGUAAGGAAGUUAUUUUUACAUAUAAUAUAUAUAAAUAAAUGUUUGUCCCCCACUCCCCCUGAAAAAUGAUCUCGGUU
Molecule: messenger RNA, 1259 nt
Organism: Raphanus sativus (radish)
Lineage: Eukaryota; Viridiplantae; Streptophyta; Magnoliopsida; Brassicales; Brassicaceae
Product: peroxidase 64
Exons: 4
Coding region: 89-1042 (317 amino acids)
Biological process (GO): hydrogen peroxide catabolic process; response to oxidative stress
Cellular component (GO): plant-type cell wall; plasmodesma
Molecular function (GO): peroxidase activity; heme binding
Source: RefSeq, a predicted model, not a curated record